AUGAAGUGGUGUCUAUGCUUUAGAGUGUCCAAGGCGUCGAAGGACGAAAGCCCGCUUGUAGAUAUGCGUAACGACAUAGAAGCAAGCAAAGGAAUCGGUGCGGAACACGCUGCGGAAGAUAACGAGGCAAAACAAAAUGGCGUUAGCAAUUUUUCUCCAACAGCUAAAACUGUAGUUGAUGACGGAAGUUGUGCGGUUGAGGUUGAAAAACAUCCUGGAAACAAACAACCUACGCGUGUAAUGGUUUCUGAUGUGGAUAGCAUACCUGUGACCAGAACGAAUAAGUCUAUCAAUGGACGGGUAGAUACCAAUGAAUCCGGAGUGCUUUAUGCAAGAGAACGUGAAAACGUACCCUUGCAGGAUAAAUCCGCAAGUAGCCAUGAUAUGUCGGGAAAUUCUGAAGCUGGUGGCAACACUUCUAUAAAAAUACGUGACUCUACCGAACAAUCCAAACCUAGCGCAAACGCAACCCGCCGCAUACUCAAUACGCCAGAAGUUGCCUCUACUGCUUCGUAUUCAGAUGUUAUCCAGGUUGAAAAUAUAAAGGCUCCCAUCUAUGUUGCGGACGGUGCGGCCCCGAGUGUUUUUACGGAAAUAGAACCAACUCUGGGAAAUGUAAACGAGAAUGAUGUUUCUAAGACAAUUUUGUCUAUGAAGAAUUCGGCGUCAGACGAGGCGAUCAAAUACAAAAAUACAGUAUUGUCCGAAAAUGCGAUAAAGGUGCCUCUCAAUAAAGGGUAUGAAUCAAACGAUGAACAUGCGGAAGACCAAACUUCAGAAUAUAAGAAGUGGAAUCUUUAUGGGGAGGAGCAUGUGGAAAUUGAUUAUAAAGGUGAGUACACACCUCCGAAAUUGAGCUAUACCACUGAAGUAUUGGAUGAUGAGCCUAUUUAUGCGGUCGCACCAUCUGCGCACCGCAACACCAACUACCGCGCCUCAGUGGUCAUGCGGCCAACAGAUAGCAUUUCUGGGGGAGUGCACGGAUCAAGAAAAGGAUCUGACGUAAAUCAAGUGGCGACUACAACAUCUGCAGAUUCGUUCCCAGGGAAGGAGCCUAAAGUUAAUUUGAGUGAACCAAAAGCCCGGCCCCCACCUCUGAAGCGAGGCUCUGCAAGGAUCCCGAUAAAACGCAAAGCUGCUAAUUUAUACUCACAAAAUCGGACAAAAGCGGAUAUUAAACCAACGCCUGAAACAGCCCUGAAAUUGCUGGAGAAAAUACUCACUUUGGAUGAGUCCAAAUGGAAAGAAAUAAUGAAAAUUCAGAGUGAACUAUCCGCUAUGGUUGCCAAAUAUCCUGAAGUUGUCUCUGCUUGUGACUCAUCGUCCCUUGUCCCAGCCGUCCGCAGAAUGGCAACAUAUGCCAAUAGCUCCAGGUCUAAUCUGUCGCACAGCGGUAUAACAUGCCUGGGUGACCUUUAUAAGGCGCAGGGAUUGAUGCUGAACCAGCCGCUUCCGGAUGUGUUAGAUGUUUGUGUGCGCAAAGCGUCCUCUGGAUCACCUGAAUUUAUAUGCACAGUGGCUAAUUCGGCGUUGGCCAAGAUUUGCGUUUCAAGCUCUGAUGCGAAGGCGUGCGCCAUACUUCUGAAGCUAUACAAAACGUACGUUUCUUGUGUAUUUAGUGUCACACCGAAUAGGAACAAGUCGGCGUCACUAACCAUUCUGAACUGCAUGCUUAUUCUGCUGAAUAGUAUGGGACCUAACGUAGGUAAACACAAAAUGCUUCCUGAUAUUUUCGACAUGGUUAUAAAUGCGAUUAAGGCGGGGAACAUCGAUGUGAGGCGUGCAGGUAAAAUGCUGAUAGGCCAAAUAAACGAGCACGUUGAUUGCUUAAAGUUAUUAAACAGUAUGCGAAAGGGGGAUGAUGCGAAACGUCUUAUCAGUGCUUCGCUGAGUAGAUAUGAUAAGGAAGAGAAAGAUAACUAUUUACGAAAGCUCACAACUGAUGUGGUUCAAUAA
Molecule: messenger RNA, 1956 nt
Organism: Babesia ovata
Lineage: Eukaryota; Apicomplexa; Aconoidasida; Piroplasmida; Babesiidae
Exons: 2
Coding region: 1-1956 (651 amino acids)
Source: RefSeq, a predicted model, not a curated record